Messenger RNA from Emericellopsis atlantica, 1841 nucleotides. RefSeq lists its product as uncharacterized. The transcript has 4 exons. Lineage: Eukaryota; Fungi; Ascomycota; Sordariomycetes; Hypocreales; Bionectriaceae. The record is from RefSeq and is a predicted model, not a curated record. The coding region runs from base 78 to 1694 and encodes 538 amino acids.
GGAUGUGUUCGCAGGACCAAGAAUAAUCAUGCUUUCAUCAUCAGGAAUUGAAAUCACGGUCUUGAUUUUAUCUUGAAAUGGGCAUACAAGGCCCUCUGACGGCCCAGGCGCUGGGCCGUUCGCCUUAUGAUCAGGAUGUCGUCCCAGGCGAAGGCGAGGAUGAUCCAAAUACGCCCAACCAACAGUAUGACUCGCGAGGUCGCCCUAUCAACCCUGAGACCAAGCGCAUCAACCGCGACAUUGUCAGAGCUCAUAAUGAAGUUAUGCUGGUCGUUGGGGUUGCUGAGCCAGAUAAUCCCCAUGCUGCUUCCGAGCUUGAGGAAAAGCGCCAACAUUACGCAUACGAAAGUCACCUUGGACAAAGGAUGAUAUGGGCAACUAAUCGAUGCUUCGAAAUGGUUGGCGUGUUUGGCGUCGCCGGGCUGAGGCAGAGACUACUGGUCUACAGCAAAUUCUCUCAAAUCCCUUGCUACGAACUCUGGCAGUCGAGGUGGGAUCUUUCGCCUGUUCGUGACAUGUUUCCUGGUGUCCCUUCUAGCUUAUUGGCCCACUACAUCGAACGCCGUUUCCUGCCUCCGUGGACGCCGUGGGAAAGCAGUAGUGGCAUCAAGGAGAAGAUGGCUCGAUAUUGCUGGAAGUAUUUUCAAAUACAUCUCGAACUAUUCGCCAUCUACCAAAGGCUGGGCCUCGUCAGCAGGUACCAGCUACUGCCUACGUGGCGUUUCUUCAUACCGUUCACUCAAGACUCGCCGAUUAACCCGAUGCAACCGUUGACUGGAUACACACCUUCAGCUAUCAUGCAAUGGGUGGGCGGUGUAUUCAUCUCGGCAGCCCCUGUUUUGGCGUGGGCCGCGAUUCAGAGCUUAUGGAUCAGCCUGCGCCCUUUCUUCUGGGGUUCAAUACUCCCUCACUUACCCAACCCUAUGAGAACUGGCAGAGGAAUCGAGCCGCUUCCCCCACCUGUGGCUCAGGAGGCAGAAGUGACACCCGCUGAACAAGAAGAGCGGGCCGCGCAACCGGGAGCAGAGAGCGAAGCGGCGACCACUACUCCUUCUCGUGAUGCGGAGGAUCAUAAUCCAACAAGCCCCGAAGACGAACGGAGCGAACCGCCUGUUCUCUCACGCAGGCAGAGCACGGUUUCUGCCGGCAUCAACAAUGAAUACGAUAGCGAUGACGAUCUCCACGAUGUUGUCAGUGCUACUCUGAUUAGCUUCGAUGUCGAAGCAACGGAGGCGACAGACUUGCCCCAAGGGCUCUGGUCGGCCGAACUCAGACCUAGCACGGGACCGGAAAACAGCAGAGUGCCCUUGGCGCCCAUAUACCUAGCCACAGAGUUGUCCAACUUACCCUCGGUCUUAGCAGCCAAGGUUCUUAGCUACUCUGUCAUCAGAGUCGUCCUAGCCCCUGCUGAGGCCAUGACUCUUCGUCUUAUAGCACGAUCAUUCUGCCUCCGCAAUGGGUUACCCGUGGAAGGCAUUCAGGGUAGUGGUUUACUGCAAGGAGCGAACUUCACGUGGCUGGUCAACUUCUUAUGCGUUGAAUUGACUUGGCUCUCGCUGUCGGGCGAGAUCUGGUCCGCCGCCAGCGCGAUUUCGACAUGGCUGCACAAGUCUGAAGAGGAGUGGAAAGAGUUUGAAGGCAAGGAAUGGGGAGACUGGUUGGGACCGUGGUUUACGAGUGAGACGUACUGCUAGAGGUAGGCAUCCAUCAUUGUCACGACAAGGGUCGUCGGAGCUGUACAAAUAUGCGCAUCGCACACGGUAUGGGCGGCGUCAGGCGUUCCGGGUCGCAAGCAACAAGCAUUUCAAGUUGAAUUCACCGUUUAGCAAUUACUUCGCCGU